UCAGGGGUCAUGGUAGCUCAGUCGGUUGGAGAAGGUCUGAAGACACUUUACCAGCAAAAAUUUCUCUGGAUAGCAUGCGAAUGGCUGCAGAUGUCAAUGACACUCCGGAGAGAAGCCAUUUUCCCUGACGGAACAUCUCAUAACACAUUAGAGAGACGUCUCACAAGUGUUAUGUUUGUAUAAAGGAAUUAAGUUCUUUAUCACUCCUAAAACACUAUCAGAAUGCAUUCCACAGAAAAUUCUUACAUAUGUGAUGUUUGUGGUAAGGAGUGUAUUCAUUUUUCAGGACUAAAAGCUCAUAUAAGAACACAUACCGGAGAAAAGCUAUUUAAGUGUGAAGUCUGCGAUAAGGAAUGUGUAUCUCACUCAGCGCUAAAAACACAUGUAAGAACUCAUACGGGAGAGAAGCCUUACAUUUGUGAUAUUUGUGGUAAAGGAUUCAGUAUUGCAGACACCUUAAAGAAACAUGUAAGAAUACAUACUGGAGAAAAGCCUUACAAAUGUGAUAUUUGUGGCAAAGAAUUCAGUAGUGUAACAGGUCGGAACAAACAUGUAAAAACGCAUUCCUCAAAAAAUAAACCUUACAAAUGUGAAGUCUGUGGUAAGGGAUGUAAAUCUUCCUCAGAGCUAAAAGUGCAUAUCUGGAGGGUACAUAAUGGAGAAAAACCCUACAAGUGUGAAUUCUGUGGCAAGGGAUGUACAACCCCUUCCGAGCUAAAAAUCCAUAUCACGGUUCAUACAGGAGAAAAGCCUUACACGUGUGAAGUCUGUGGUAAGGCAUUUAGCACGACAGGUAGUAUGAAGUCACACAGCAGAACGCAUACAGGAGAAAAACCUUACAUUUGUGAUAUUUGUGGUAAAGGAUUCAGUAUUGCAGACACAUUAAAGAAACAUAUCAGAACACAUACUGGAGAGAAGCCUUACAAAUGUGAUAUUUGUGGCAAAGAAUUCAGUAGAGUAACUGGUCGGAACAAACACAUCAGAACGCAUUCCUUAACAAAUGAACUUUACAAAUGUGAAGUCUGUGGUAAGGGAUGUAUAUCUUCCUCAGAGUUAAAAGUGCAUAUCUGGAGAGUACAUAAUGGGGAAAAACCCUACAAGUGUGAAUUCUGUGGCAAGGGAUGUACAACCACUUCCGAGCUAAAAAUCCAUAUCACCGUUCAUACAGGGGAAAAACCUUACAAGUGUGAAGUCUGUGGCAAGGCAUUUAGCACGCGAGGUAGUAUGAAGUCACACAGCAGAACGCAUACAGGAGAAAAACCUUACAUUUGUGAUAUUUGUGGUAAAGGAUUCAGUAUUGCAGACACAUUAAAGAAACAUAUCAGAACACAUACUGGAGAGAAACCUUACAAAUGUGAUAUUUGUGGCAAAGAAUUCAGUAGAGUAACAGGUCGGAACAAACACAUCAGAACGCAUUCCUUAACGAAUGAACUUUACAAAUGUGAAGUCUGUGGUAAGGGAUGUAUAUCUUCCUCAGAGUUAAAAGUGCAUAUCUGGAGAGUACAUAAUGGGGAAAAACCCUACAAGUGUGAAGUCUGUGGCAAGGGAUGUACAACCCCUUCCGAGCUAAAAAUCCAUAUCACCGUUCAUACAGGGGAAAAGCCCUACAAGUGUGAAGUCUGUGGUAAGGCAUUUCGUACGCCAAGUAGUAUGAAGUCACACAGCAGAACGCAUACAGGAGAAAAACCUUACAUUUGUGAUUUUUGUGGUAAAGGAUUCAGUAUUGCAGACACCUUAAAGAAGCACAUCAAAACUCAUACUGGAGAGAAGCCUUACAAAUGUGAUAUCUGUGGCAAAGAAUUCAGUAGUGCAGCAUGUCGGACGAGACAUGUAAGAACACAUUCCUCAAGAAUUAAACCUUACAAAUGUGAAGUCUGUGGUAAGGGAUGUAUAUCCCCUUCCGAGCUUAAAGUGCAUAUCAGGGUUCAUACAGGGGAAAAGCCCUACAAGUGUGAAGUCUGUGGUAAGGGAUUUCGCACUUCAUUCAGACUGAAGUUGCAUAGCAGAACCAACACUAACGGGAAACCAUGUAUAUGUGCUAUUUGUGGUAAAACAUUAUCCAACUUAUGUACCUUAAAUCUCCAUAGGAAAACACACAUAUUAGAUAAUCCGUACAAGUGUGAUGUUUGUGACAAAGGAUUUAGCACUUCAGCUAUUCUGAAGUUACAUGUUAGAACGCAUUGCGUAGAGAAACCUUACACAUGUCAUGUUUGUGGGAAAGAAUAUGCAAAUCACUCGGAGCUGAAAAAGCAUAUCGGAGCACAUACAGGAGAAACACUCUACAAGUGUGAAGUCUGUGGUAAGGGUUUUUGUACUUUAUCAAGCCUUAAUAUACAUUCCAGAACACAUACCGGAGAGAAACCUUACAUAUGUGAUAUUUGUGUCACAGGAUUCAGUACUGCUGAUGUCCUAAAGUUACACAUGAGGACACAUACUGGGGAGAAACCUCACAAAUGUCAGACUUGUGGGAAGGAAUUUAGAUCUUCACAAAAACUUAAGUCACAUAUGAGAACACAUACCGGAGAAAAGCAUUUCAUGUGUCAUAUAUGUGGAAAGAGAUUCGGUCGGUCAUCUGAACGAAAUGUACAUAUGAGAAUUCAUACUGGAGAGAAACCUUACAAAUGUGAUGUUUGUGAUAAAAGAUUCAGUAGCGGAUCCAUCCUGAAAAUACAUACAAGAAUACAUAGCGGAGAAAAACCUUACAAGUGUGUUAUUUGUAGUAAGGCAUUUAUUUGUGUAUCAACCCUAAAGCACCAUACCAGAGCGCAUUCCGGAGAAAAACCUCUUAAAUGUGAUGUCUGCGGUAAGGGGUGUACGUUUCCAUCAGAGCUAAAAGUGCAUUUGCGAACUCAUACAGGAGAAACGCCCUUCAAUUGUGAAGUCUGUGGUAAGGCAUUUAGUACAAGAUCUACUCUCAAGUUACAUGGCAGAACGCAUACGGGAGAAAAACCUUACAUUUGUGAUAUUUGUGGUAAAGGAUUCAGUAUUUCAGACAGCUUAAAGGACCAUAUCAGAAUACAUACUGGGGAGAAGCCUUAUCAAUGUCAUCACUGUGGGAAGGAAUUCAUAACUUCAAGAAGGCUCAAUAUACAUAUGAGAACACAUACCGGGGAAAAAGUGUGAUGUUUGUGGGAAGAGAUUUGGGCAGUCAGCUCACCGAAAUGCAAAUAUGAGAAUUCAUACUGGAGAGAGACCUUACAAAUGUGAUGUUUGAGAUAAAGCAUUCAGUAGUGGAUCUAUCCUGAAGAUACAUGCAAGAAUACGUAGCGGAGAAAAACCUUACAAAUGUGUUUUUUGUUGUAAGGCAUAUAUUUGUGUAUCAACCCUAAAGCAACAUAUCAGAACGCAUUCCAAAGACAAACCUUACAAAUGUGAUGUCUGUGGAAAGGGAUGUACGUUUUCUUCAGAGCUAAAGGUUCCUAUAAGAUCACACACAGAAGAAACAGCCUUUAAGUGUGAAGUAUGUGGUAAGGCAUUUAGUACUUUGUACGGCCUGAAGUCUCAUAGUAGAAACCUUACAAAUGUGUUUUUUGUGGUAAAGGAUUUCGUCUGUCAUCUGUCCGAAAUGAUCAUAUUAGAACACAUACCCGAGAGAAGCCUUACAAAUGUGAUAUUUGUGAUACAGAAUUGAGUAGAUCGUCAAAUCUGAGUAAACAUACUAGAACGCAUACAGCAAAAUAUAAUUGGUGGUUAGGAUUGGAAGCCAUGUAUAUGUGAUAUUUGUUGUAAAGCAUUAUCUCACUUAUGUAUCUAAAAUGUAACAUAUAGUCUCAUGUUGUCAGGGCUAGCAUAUAGAUAUUAUCAUAAUAAUAAUGUAACCUUGGUAAAAUACUGAUAAUAAUGUAACCUUGGUAAAAUACUGAUAAUAAUGUAACCUUGGUAAAAUACUGAUAAUAAUGUAACCUUGGUAAAAUACUAAUAAUAAUGUAACCUUGGUAAAAUACUACUAAUAAUGUAACCUUGGUCAAAUAAUGAUAAUAAUGUAACCUUGGUAAAAUAAUGAUAAUAAUGUUAACUUGGUAAAAUACUAAUAAUAAUGUAACCUUGGUAAAAUACUGAUAAUAAUGUAACCUUGGUAAAAUACUGAUAAUAAUGUAAACUUGGUAAAAUACUAAUAAUAAUGUAAACUUGGUAAAAUACUAAUAAUAAUGUAACCUUGGUAAAAUACUGAUAAUAAUGUAACCUUGGUAAAAUACUAAUAAUAAUGUAACCUUGGUAAAAUACUGAUAAUAAUGUAACCUUGGUAAAAUACUGAUAAUAAUGUAACCUUGGUAAAAUACUGAUAAUAAUGUAACCUUGGUAAAAUACUGAUAAUAAUGUAACCUUGGUAAAAUACUGAUAAUAAUGUUAACUUGGUAAAGUACUGAUAAUAAUUUAACCUUGGUAAAAUACUAAUAAUAAUGUAAAUUGGUAAAAUACUGAUAAUAAUGUAACCUUGGUAAAAUACUGAUACUAAUUUAACCUUGGUAAAAUACUAAUAAUAAUGUAACCUUGGUAAAAUACUGAUAAUAAUGUAAAUUGGUAAAAUACUAAUAAUAAUGUAAACUUGGUAAAAUACUAGUCGCUCGACCUCUCUGCUGGAGACAAUUUUCCUUUAGUUCGAUCAGUUUAGUGUAAGACUAGUAAUCUGGAAGUCUUCAGCUCGAUUCCUAGCAGAGGCAAUUCUUUAUAUUUGACUAAUCAUGAUUCCUGGUAUAUUGAUGUACUAUUACAUAUUUAUGUUUUAUUCAGUUCCAUAGUUCUGUAGUUAUAUACCAUUUUAUAUAAAUCUACAAUUUCAUUUUUAUGUCAAAUUUUAAAAAUUGUGAUUACAUUCUUAAUUGAUAUACAAUUGAUUAUUUUGGAUAUAUUGAAAGUAACAUCAACUAACCCACAUAAGAAGUUAUGACAUUAUAAGUGAUAUUAACUGACUCACAACUCCCCCACAUAAACAGUUAUGACAUUGUUAGUGAUAUUAACUGACCCACAACUCCCCCACAUAAAAAGUUAUGACAUUGUAAGUGAUAUCAGCUGACCCAUUAUUCCCCCACAUAAACAGUUAUGACAUCAUAAGUAAUAUUAACUGACCAAUUAUAUAAUUAUUCCCCCACAUAAACAGUUAUGACAUUGUAAGUAAUAUUAACUGACCCACAACCAAUCAAAAUGAAGAGUAGUGUGACAAUAAAUAUCGAUGACAUUCCACUCCAGCUAGACGUUAGAUGUUACAGAUUUUAUUCAAAAAGAGAGUAGACUUCUAGUGAGUGGUAAUUAUUAUUUAUUGUUAACUUAUAAACCAUGAUUGUUUUCAUUGGAAUUAAUCAAAAUAUAUGUAGGUUUGUCGGUUGAAUGACUUCAACUUCUUGCAUAAUCUGAACUCAUAUUCAGUACACAUAUAGAUCCCAAUCAUGUUUUAUAAUCUCUUGUAUAGUUGACACUUUCAAUUAAGGUUUUACAUUCCUUUAUAUUUGUCUCCAAUGACACAAUUUGUUGGAGCGAUUGUCCUAGAUUUAUUUUCUGAUUUUAUUGUUCAUGUAUCCCUUUAUUGCUAAUGAUGGCGUAUCUAAAAUGCAAAUUUAUUUAAAUAUGUUUUUUUAUAUGAAAAAACUAUUUUAAUAUAAAAUGACGGUAUCUGUGUGUAAAUAAUUUAAGUAAGAUUAUAAAUAAAGAGUUAGUACCAAUA
Pecten maximus is the source of this 5659-nucleotide messenger RNA. Its product is annotated as zinc finger protein 208-like. Gene Ontology annotation, cellular component: nucleus. The transcript is spliced from 2 exons. The record is from RefSeq and is a predicted model, not a curated record. Bases 223 to 3123 code for a protein of 966 amino acids. Gene Ontology annotation, molecular function: RNA polymerase II cis-regulatory region sequence-specific DNA binding; DNA-binding transcription factor activity, RNA polymerase II-specific. Gene Ontology annotation, biological process: central nervous system development; regulation of transcription by RNA polymerase II. Lineage: Eukaryota; Metazoa; Mollusca; Bivalvia; Pectinida; Pectinidae.